AUGCUCAUCAGUUUCUCCGACCUCCAUCGCCUCUUGAGAGUCACAGCUUGGUGUUGCCGAUGGAGAGGCAACCCACCGAGCUCCAAGGCUCACCUCAACCUCACGGCCGACGAGUUGGAGGCGGCCCUGCUCCGCUUGGUGCAAUCUCACCAUUUCUCCAAGGAGAUCACCGCCCUAAAACAGAAUAAAGGGUUAGUCAAGGGUCAGCUAGCGAAUUUGACCCCCUUCCUCGACAUUCAUGGAAUCCUUCGAGUUGGGGGCCGGCUGAAGCACGCAGUGCUCUCAGAUGAUGAGCGCCACCCAAUCAUCGUACCUUCGGCUUCGUGGCUGACACAUCUUCUCGUCAGGGCUCAUCACAGACGAACUCUCCACGGCGGGGUCCAGCUCACUCUCGGCCUGCUCCGCCUACGAUAUUGGAUUCCUCGAGGUCGCUCCAUCGUCAAGAGGGUCAUCCACCGAUGCGUAACGUGUGCAAGAUGGAAGGCUGUAGUGCCGCAGCCCAUGAUGAGCGACCUUCCGACGGCGCGAGUCGCUCCAGCACGUCCAUUCUUGCGGACUGGAGUUGAUUACGCCGGGCCGAUCCUGAUCCGAACCACCAAGGGGAGAGGACACAAAUCGCACAAAGGCUUCAUCGCAGUUUUCAUCUGCCUCACUACCAAGGCCGUACAUCUGGAAGCCGCGUCGGAUUAUUCCACGGACGCAUUCCUCGCUGCAUUCUGGCGCUUCACUUCCCGUUGGGGCCUCUGCGAGGAAGUCUACUCGGAUUGCGGCACAAAUUUUGUCGGCGCAAACCGAGAAUUGCGACUCCUGUUCCAGGCGUCGUCAUCCGACGGCCGGCGCAUCGCCCACACAGCAGCGUCCAACGGAAUACGGUGGAGAUUUAAUCCGCCGGCGGCACCUCACUUCGGCGGGCUUUGGGAGGCAGCGGUGAAAUCCACCAAACACCACCUGCAAAGAGUUCUAGGAGACACGACCCUCACCUUCGAGGAGAUGUCUACAUUCCUCACUCAGGUGGAGGCGUGCCUCAACUCUCGUCCACUUCAGGCGCUGUCCGAUGACCACGACGACUUAACGGCGCUCACUCCGGGUCAUUUUCUAAUCGGGGCUCCUUUGCUGGCAGUGCCCGAACCUUUACUGGCAGACGUCAACGUCAACCUCUUGUCCCGCUGGAAACUUCUCCAACGGAUGCGCGACCACUUUUGGGAAAGGUGGUCGCGGGAGUACAUCAACUCACUGGCUUCCCGACCAAAGUGGUUGAAGGACACAGCAAGUCCCACCGUCGGCGGACUGUGUCUAGUGCGGUCGGACAUCACUCCACCAACCCGAUGGCCACUCGCUCGGAUCACCAAGCUGCACCCUGGGGACGACGGCGUGACGCGCGUGGUCACUGUAUGCACCGCAUCUUCGGAGCUUGUCCGGCCUCUCAUCAAGAUCGUCCUCCUGCCUGGAGCCGACACCGCAGCAUCAACGCACCCGGAUUCGUGA
Molecule: messenger RNA, 1485 nt
Organism: Camponotus floridanus (Florida carpenter ant)
Lineage: Eukaryota; Metazoa; Arthropoda; Insecta; Hymenoptera; Formicidae
Exons: 1
Coding region: 1-1485 (494 amino acids)
Biological process (GO): DNA integration
Molecular function (GO): nucleic acid binding
Source: RefSeq, a predicted model, not a curated record